Molecule: messenger RNA, 1545 nt
Organism: Fusarium coffeatum
Lineage: Eukaryota; Fungi; Ascomycota; Sordariomycetes; Hypocreales; Nectriaceae
Exons: 3
Coding region: 1-1545 (514 amino acids)
Biological process (GO): regulation of DNA-templated transcription
Molecular function (GO): zinc ion binding; DNA-binding transcription factor activity, RNA polymerase II-specific
Source: RefSeq, a predicted model, not a curated record
AUGGUCCCUGCUCUUCAAGAACAGCCCCGCAAGAAGCUUCGACGGGCCAAAGGUCCUAGAGUCAGGACUGGAUGCAUCACUUGCAAGCGUCGACAUUUGAAAUGUGAUGAAGCUAGCCCAUCGUGUCUUCGCUGCUUGAAAGAUCGCUUCACAUGUGAAGGCUAUGGGCAUCGCGGUUUGCACUUAGCAUAUGACACGGGAAGCGAGCUUGUGUUUUAUACGCCAUGGAAUCAGAACGCGGUUGUCUCUUCGCCGCCUUCCCUGCGGUCAGCUUUAAUAGAUGGCAUCAGGCUCGGUGCGAUCGAUAACGCUCUUUACUAUCACGCCCGAAAGUGGGUAAUUCCUGACCUGGAAAUGGUUGGAGGUACAAGGGAGGUUUGGCAUGAUAUUAUCCUACCUCUAUCCCACACCAGCAAACCACUGAAAUACGCCCUUUGCGCACUGGGAGCUUCCCACCAGCGAUUCUUGGCUUCAUACCCUGGACAGCUUCCCAACAUGGCUCAUUCCACUGACUACGAAACGCAGGCUAGUCAAAAGUACAGCCAGGCAAUUUCUGUCAUACGCCCAAUCAUGGCCGAGAACAAAAGACUGAACAUCAAGAUCACGCUGCUUUGCUGCACCAUAUUUAUUUGCAUCGAGAACUUGCACAGGCGAUAUGCCGAUUCAGUUCGCCACUUGAAGGCUGGCUACCCGUUGCUGAACCAUCUCUCUGCUCUCGUCGAAUCUGGCAAAGAUUUGUCUGGAAAUAGAACAGGAUAUGGCGACAAUCAUAUCGAUCGCAAGCUCGUUACAACGUUGUCCAAAAUGUUUUUAUCUUUAAGCAAGAACAUUGCUGCCUUCACGGGAGAUGAGUCUUUCCCACAAGCUGAAUUGGCUGAGAUAUCAUUGGACGUAGGGAGACCAGAUGUACCAUUUACGAGUUUGGACGAUGCCGAGGACUGUUUAUCUGCUAUAAAUUCGCUUUCGGAUAAUCUACUUCUCGGCGCGAGUACAAAUCCUGACUUUGCUGACACGCUAGAAGCUCUUUCAGCACUGAGACCAUGCUUCUCUGCUUGGAACUCGCGAUUACAGUUGCUAAACUCUUCAAAACAAUUUCAGUCUCCAAGCCCGAAUGACGCCCGGAGAAUGGCACUAUUGUCGCUAUUCCAAAUUACAUGGUCAGCGUUUCUCCAGCCGAGAUGCGAGGAUGAAGGCUUCCAAAAACAGGAAUACCACAUGAUUCUUGACAAGAUUCAGGAGAUCGUUUUGAUCGAGAAUAUCCAGUCUAGGCCAUCAUUUACAUUUGACGGACACCUUGUAUGUGAGCUUUCUACCAUUUGCGCUUCUUGCCCGGAUGUGGAAAUUAGGACAAAGGCGCUUGGGAUUUUGCGCUCGAUUCGCCGUCGCGAAGGUAUAUGGGAUAGCUGGGAAGUGGCGAAUGUCUAUGAGAAUGUGUUUACGGCGUUGGAAAGUGACCGGUUCACGUGGAACGAUUUGCCUUGGGGGUUUGCACAGCUGUCUAAGAAGCUUAACUUUGGUCCAAUAACUACCAUUCAUUGUUCUUAA